AUGAUCGAUCUGACAACAACGGCUUCUCAAGAAAGUGGACAGUUAGGCGACUCUGACAACGGGCUGAUUUGGAUGGGGAGUCUCGAUUUUUCAAUGGUCGCCCACCCAAAUGAUUUUAACUUACUACUGACAUCGAAACUCGUUGGUAGGUGGGAGGACAAAUAUCAUCACCGACAGAUAAUGAUGGCAAACGACUGUGCCGGAGCUAUUGGACAUAACUGCCGUAAUAACUCGGCUCUCUUCCCGGAGGGAUUCAGCAUAAAACCUGCUUCGGCUCCAUGUGCUGCUCAGUCAGCGCCUUCGCUGGACUCGCCACUCAUCAUUCAUUACCCACCCGGUACUGGAAGAUCCCCGCUUACCCACGUAACUAAAUCAGUGCAUUCACUCGCGUCCACUAUUUGCGAGGAUAAGCCGUCACCACUCUCAUUUGGUCGUGCAGGAUCCUUUGACUGGCACGAGCCCUCUCCCUUGUCGCGGAAGUCCACCGAGAACGUGAAGACUGCUCCUGUGCGAGCUUCUGACCAGAGAGACUUUGCUAUUUCUGCUCAAAUUGGUUCAAAGGCAAAAAAUAAUUGUUGCGCGGUAUCGGAGUUGCCGUGCUCAAGUUUACCCACACACAGAACGCAGUCGGUGGGUUUAACGAUAACACAGCUUCAUAAUAGACAACACCCCAGAAAGGUAACCAAAAGUUUUCGAGCAUACGGCCGUCGGAGUUCUGAAACGAGACCCGAGGACGAAAAGCCCAUGCCUGUACACGAAGAUUACAUUGAGAACACAAACACUCAACUUAAGAUUUUGGCCGGGGACCAAUACGCAAAAGUAUUGGCCGUCUUGGAUAGUGUAAUACAGGAAGAACAAGCCGCGUUCUCGUGA
Molecule: messenger RNA, 873 nt
Organism: Sphaeroforma arctica JP610
Lineage: Eukaryota; Ichthyosporea; Ichthyophonida
Exons: 2
Coding region: 1-873 (290 amino acids)
Source: RefSeq, a predicted model, not a curated record